This is a messenger RNA of Mauremys mutica (yellowpond turtle), 1266 nucleotides long. Its product is annotated as ovalbumin-like. The transcript is spliced from 7 exons. Lineage: Eukaryota; Metazoa; Chordata; Testudines; Geoemydidae. Gene Ontology annotation, biological process: negative regulation of endopeptidase activity. The coding region runs from base 1 to 1266 and encodes 421 amino acids. The record is from RefSeq and is a predicted model, not a curated record. Gene Ontology annotation, molecular function: serine-type endopeptidase inhibitor activity.
AUGAGCUCCAUCAGUGAAGCAACUACCAACUUUUGCCUUGACUUUUUCAAAGUACUGAAUGAAGAUCAUCCAUCUGAAAAUAUCAUCUAUUCUCCUCUGAGUAUCUCAGCUGCCCUGGCCAUGGUCCUUUUGGGGGCCAGAGGUAAUACUGCCACCCAGAUACAAAAGGCGCUUCACGUCUUUGAAUUUGCAGAACAUGAAAAUCCAGGAAGAGGAACCUUUUCUGAAGCAACAAGAAGUUAUGGCAAUUCAGAGAGCAGUCGCAGACUACCUCGUCAUUCCCGGUUACUGGUUCCUGAUGAUCAGUGUGAUAUACCUGGAGGGAUUCAUUCCCAGUUUCAUGACAUCUUCUCAGCAAUCAACAAACCCACCGCUUCUUAUGAGCUGGCUAUUGCCAACAGACUGUAUGGAGAAAAGACAUUCAGCUUUCUUCAAAAAUACCUAUCCUGCAUACAAAAGUUAUACCAGGCAGAACUGGAACCAGCUGAUUUUCAGAAUGCUGCAGAGGAAACCAGGGAGCAGAUAAAUUUGUGGGUUGAAACCUUUACAAAUGGUAAAAUCAAGGAUCUCUUUGCCCCGGGCACUCUUUCUGCUCAGACUACGUUAGUCCUCGUGAAUGCUGUCUACUUCAAAGGGAAAUGGGAAGUGGAAUUUAAGAAAGAAAACACCGAAGAAAGACCUUUUCAGAUUAAUGAGACUACAAGCAAACCUGUGCAGAUGAUGUACCAGAAGGGCAAGUACAAAAUAGCUGCAAUCGAGGAGCAUGACUGUCAGGUGCUUGAACUCCCAUACAAGGGUGGUGACCUGAGUAUGUAUAUACUGCUGCCAAAAGACUACACGGGUCUAACACAGCUGGAAAAGGAACUUACCUAUGAGAAAUUAACAACUUGGAUCAGCCCCUAUUAUAUGAAAGAAGAUGACGUGGAGGUGUCUCUUCCUCAGUUCAAAAUUGAGACAAGCACUCAACUCAACCAAUAUUUGAAAGCUUUAGGAAUAACCGAUGUGUUUAGCCAUGAAUCAGAUUUAUCUGGAAUAGCAGAAGCAGGUGACCUGUCUGUCAGUGCAGCUGUCCAUAAAGCUUAUAUAGAAGUCAAUGAAGAGGGCACUGAGGCAGCAGCUGCAACUGGAAUUGGCAUAGGUGUGACCUCAGUCGGACGACGUAUAGAGUUUGUGGCUGAUCACCCUUUCCUCUUCUUUAUCAGACACCAAAAAACUGAAAGCAUUCUCUUCUUUGGUAGAUUCUCGUCUCCUCAAGAAAAUUUCUAA